Molecule: messenger RNA, 1786 nt
Organism: Podarcis raffonei (Aeolian wall lizard)
Lineage: Eukaryota; Metazoa; Chordata; Lepidosauria; Squamata; Lacertidae
Gene: GALK1
Product: galactokinase 1
Exons: 8
Coding region: 190-1374 (394 amino acids)
Biological process (GO): carbohydrate phosphorylation; galactose metabolic process
Cellular component (GO): cytoplasm; cytosol
Molecular function (GO): galactokinase activity; ATP binding
Source: RefSeq, a predicted model, not a curated record
GGACAGGAAGCGAGAGGCGAGCCGGAGAAGAGACGGGCGGGAGGGAGCGCGGGCUACGCGGAGAUCGUGUUGUUGUGCAAUGUUGCAAUCUUUGCUCUUCUUCCUCCCGGUUUAGGAGGCGGAGAGACCCGCUCCCUCCUGAUCCUUUGCCUUCAAGCGGAGGCACUUCGGAAUCUGGCCCCCGAGAGCAUGGAAAGCCCAAGUGGACCCGAGCAGGGCUCGCUGCUGGCGGCCGCCCGGGGGGCUUACAGGACCUUUUUCGGAGGGCUGGAUCCCCAGAUCGCCGUGUCGGCUCCGGGAAGGGUGAACUUGAUCGGGGAGCACACGGAUUACAACCAGGGGUUCGUGCUGCCUAUGGCCUUGCAGAUGGGAACCAUGGUGGUUGGGAGCCCGAGAGAAGAUGGAAUCAUAUCCAUAGUCACAACCGCACAGGGAGCAGACGAGCCUAAAAAGGUGACAUUUCCAGUUCCCAUGGAAGGUGCCACCUUGGAGCCAGGAGAACCUCGCUGGGCAAACUAUGUCAAAGGGGUCAUUCAGCAUUAUCAGGCUGGCCCUCUCCCAGGCUUCAAUGCAGUCAUAGCCAGCAAUGUUCCACUCGGUGGCGGUUUGUCAAGUUCAGCUUCCUUGGAAGUGGCAACAUACACAUUUCUGCAGCAGUUGUGCCCAGACGAUGGGGAUCCUGUAACUAAGGCCUUAGUAUGCCAGAAAGCGGAGCACACCUUUGCAAUGAUGCCUUGUGGUAUCAUGGACCAGUUCAUCUCUGUGAUGGGGAAGGAGGGCCAUGCCUUGCUGAUAGACUGCAGGUCACUGGAGACUUCCCUGGUGCCUUUGGCUGACCCAGACGUAGUUGUACUCAUCACUAACUCCAAUGUGCGGCACACCUUGACAGGAAGUGAAUACCCCACCCGUCGGCGCCAGUGUGAAGAGGCAGCGAAGGUGCUUGGCAAGGAAAGCCUAAGGGAAGCCACUAUGGCAGACUUAGAGGCUUCUAAGGCCUUGCUAAGUGAGUUGGUGUACCGGCGAGCCAGACAUGUCAUUGGGGAAAUUGAACGCACCUCCCGAGCUGCAGAGGCACUGCAGUCCAAGGACUAUAAGAGAUUUGGGCAACUGAUGGUGGAGAGUCACAAUUCCUUGCGAGAUGACUAUGAUGUCAGCUGCCCAGAAUUAGAUGAACUGGUGUCUUUUGCUUUGGAGAUCCCCGGAGUUUACGGCAGCAGAAUGACUGGUGGGGGAUUCGGAGGCUGCACUGUUACUCUGCUUGAAUCUGGCGUAGCAGAAAAAGUCCAGAAGCAUAUCAAGGAAAAAUACAGCAGGACAGCCACCUUCUAUUUGACACAGCCUUCCGAUGGAGCCAGAGUACAUCCUCUGCAAUGAUCCAACUCCCAAUCCCAACCCUGACAGAGCAAGGGUUUUCUGUUGCUCUGGUACCAACGACACAGAGCACUGCAAAAGGUCAGAGCUGGCUUCCCUGAUCCAUGUGCUUGAGACUCCAGUCAAAGACUUCCAAAUUCUGAUAAAAACUUGAACUCUUUCUUCUCUCUCUCUCUCUCUCUCUUAAAUCUGGUUUUUACAUAUAGAGCCUUCCAGUCUGCUCUACUGAACAGAGGUCUCUUCUCCUGACUGUUUUACAUUACAAUUUGUGGCAGGGAAUCUGUUCUUCAUGUGAGGCCAGAACAGGCCUAUUUUGCUGUGCUGUUUUGUGUUGGAAAAGAGUUGAGGAUAGUCAAUACAGCUAUCGUCCUUCCUCUACUUCUGGUUCCUGACAUAAAACAAAUAGUAUGAUUAA